UCUGUCUGUAGCAAACCGGCAACCUUAGAGAUGUGGCUGAGAAGCAAAGGGUUUCUGGUGCUGUUGGUGCUAGUGGCCCUCGCCACCCGGCUAGGUCACUGCGCCAGUCAAGAACUGGAGGAAAGUGAGCAGAGUGCACUGAAAUACGUGAGCGAUCUGGAAACGGAAAUACUGGCCCGGAACAACGAAGCUACCGAAGCGUCCUGGGCCUACGAGUCGAACAUUACCGAUGACAACCUGAAGGCGCGCAAUGAGGUGCAGACGCGGAAUGCCAACUACUUCAAGGAAGUGGCCCGUGAGCUGCGCAAGUACGAUUACAACAGCUUCAAGGAUGAAGACUUGAAGCGCAAGAUCGACAUGCUGACGGAGCUCGGCUAUGCGGCUCUGCCGGAGGAGAAAUUCUCCCAACUGCUGGAUGCCAUUUCCUCGAUGUCGGAAAACUACGCCACGGUUAAGGUGUGCGACUAUCGGAUGCCGGAAAAGUGUGACCUCUCGCUGGAACCGGAACUGACGGAAAUCAUGGCAACCAGCCGCGAUCCGGAGGAGCUGAAGUACUACUGGAAGGAGUGGUACGAUAAAGCUGGUGCACCGACCCGGAAUGAUUUCGAGACGUACGUGGCACUGAAUCGGGAAGCCGCCCAGUUGAAUAAUUUCACAUCCGGAGCGGAAGCUUGGUUGGAUGCCUACGAAGAUGACACCUUUGAAGCUCAGGUGGAUGCUGCCAUCGAAGAAAUCAGACCUCUGUACGAACAGAUUCACGCCUACGUCCGAUACAGACUGCGUGAACGUUACGGUGAUAGCGUAGUUUCGGAAAAAGGUCCAAUUCCAAUGCAUUUGCUAGGUAAUAUGUGGGCUCAGACCUGGGAUAAUGUUGCUGACAUUACGACUCCGUUUCCCAAGAGUAAAUUGCUGGACGUAACCGACGAGAUGGUUGCCCAAGGUUACGAUGCCCUUAAGAUGUUCCACAUGGGUGACGAAUUCUUCGUUUCACUCAACAUGACUAGACUUCCACAAACCUUCUGGGAGAAAAGUAUUCUGGAGAAACCAACGGACGGCCGUGAGCUGGUGUGCCACGCUAGUGCAUGGGACUUUUACAAGCAAGAUGACGUCCGAAUCAAGCAGUGCACUCGGGUUAACAUGGAAGAUUUCUUCACCGUUCACCACGAGCUGGGACACAUCCAGUACUUCCUUCAAUAUCAACAUCAACCUAGCAUGUACCGAGGAGGAGCCAACCCCGGUUUCCACGAAGCCGUCGGAGACGUCCUCUCCCUGUCCGUUUCAACACCAAAACAUUUGGAGAGUAUCGGCCUACUGAAGGACUUCACGCUGGAUGACGACGCCAAAGUGAAUCAGUUUUACCGUUCGGGUCUGGGAAAGCUGGUCUUCCUACCGUUCGCCUAUACCAUCGACAAGUACCGCUGGGGCAUCUUCCGUGGUGAAAUCAAACCGGAAGAGUACAACUGCAAAUUUUGGGAAAUGAGAUCCAAAUUUUCCGGUAUCGAACCUCCAGUCGUGCGGAGUGAGAAGGAUUUCGAUGCACCGGCCAAGUACCACGUUUCGGCGGACGUCGAAUAUCUGCGCUACCUCGUAUCGUACAUCGUUCAGUUCCAGUUCCAUCGAUCGGCCUGCGAACUGGCCGGCGAGUACGUGAAGGGAGACCCGGAGAAAACCGUCAAUAACUGUGACAUUUACCAGAGCGUGAAUGCUGGUAAUGCGAUCAAGCAGAUGCUGGCCAUGGGAGCAUCGAAGCCCUGGCCGGACGCGAUGGAGGUCCUGACGGGACAACGCAGGAUGAGUGCCGAUGCUCUGCUGGAGUACUUCCAGCCGCUGUACGAUUGGCUGGUGGUGGAGAACAAACGGAUCGGAGCGUACGUUGGUUGGGAAGCGUCCGACAAGUGUGUCUCCAGCAAAACGAACAAGUGAGGUUGUUUCUUAUUCACGUAGGUUUAAAUAAAGUUGUUGGAAGGAAUGUUUCAUUUCAAUUUACU
Molecule: messenger RNA, 1988 nt
Organism: Sabethes cyaneus
Lineage: Eukaryota; Metazoa; Arthropoda; Insecta; Diptera; Culicidae
Product: angiotensin-converting enzyme-like
Exons: 5
Coding region: 31-1923 (630 amino acids)
Biological process (GO): proteolysis
Cellular component (GO): plasma membrane
Molecular function (GO): metallopeptidase activity; peptidyl-dipeptidase activity
Source: RefSeq, a predicted model, not a curated record